AACUUUACCUGUCUUCAAUCCGGUUCCAUAAUUAGCACCAUGCGACUACUAGUGGCCGCCAUCUUGUUCGUGUCGGCCAUCUUGUGGAGCGACGGCCUGGAGCUGAGCCCGCGCCCGCGGCGCCCGGAGCGCUUCGACACGGCUGAACAGAUCUCCAACUAUCUGAAGGAACUGCAGGAAUACUAUUCUGUGCACGGCCGGGGCCGUUACGGCAAAAGACAGAUGCACAUAUCGGACGCGUCGGUAAUAUUCAAGGAGUUCCCAUUCUUUGACCACAGCCUCCAGAACCUGAACGAAGAUACAGUAUUUAAGGCGCUCGCGUACCAGUAAAAUGAUGACUGCAUUGGAACUUGGCAAUAUUGCCGGAAAUAUUGCCGAAACGUUGACAAUAUAGUCGGAAAUAUUGCUGAGGUCUUCCUAGAAUUGUAUAUGUUAAAUACGUUUCCUUGUAUACAUUACCGUAUUUUUUUCAUGGACUUAAACAAGUAAGCAUAUAGCAAAGAUUCUUUCGAAGCAUAAAUAUGAUGAUUAUUUUUGUUGGUAGUAUUCCCGAUGAGUUUUUUGGAAAGGAAAAUAUAGUUUGUAAUACUAUUACUUUAAAAAAAUAGAGGCUUGAUUUCCUAAGGAAUAUUGCUAGCAAUAUUAAAUAUCUUAACAUUGCAGAGGCUAAAAAAUUAUAUUUCGUAAACACAUUUUUUUUAUAUGAGUGUAAAAGAAAUAAAUUAAAUAAAUAUUCAAAACGGAUUUCAUGAGCUUUUACUGCUGCAAUAAUUAAAUACAAUAAAUUAAUUAAUUAUAUAAUUUGUUAAUUUUUAAACCUUUUUGAGAAAUAAAUUUAUUUUAGCAUUUGACUAAAAAUACGUGUAAAGCUCGAUUUCCACCGGCUUGCUUAUUUCAAUUGUGCUCGUUAACCUUCAGGUCUCUUAAGGCAAUUAGGUCAACUUUGCUCCGGGUUGCCCAAUGAAUAAUUCUGAUGCUCCUCAAAUGAUUCAUUAGUUAUUGCUUUUAUCAUAAUAUUUGUUGAAUUUUAUAAUAAUUUUAAAACAAAAUGUAUAAAGCUAGUUUGGCGUUUUAAAGAAAAUUUAACAGAUGUAUAGUUUAUUAUUUUUUAAUAAUUUUCUGUAAUAAUCUAUAAAUCGACUAUUUAUUUAUUCUAGUCGAUUAUUAUCACCUGUCUAGUCAAUUAUUAUUUUAAUAAUUCUGAUAAUUAAUCCCUAAACAUAAUUUACAGGCUGGGUGAUAAAUUAUUUUCAGGGAUUCAAUCAUUAUAAAAAAGUAGUGUAAAAUAUGAACAGUUAUGGGUAAUUAGUUGUAAUUGUAUUCCAAAAUGCAAAAGUUUCAAAGUUAAA
Cydia splendana is the source of this 1349-nucleotide messenger RNA. It is a transcript of the gene NPF2, whose product is annotated as pro-neuropeptide Y-like. Gene Ontology annotation, molecular function: hormone activity. The record is from RefSeq and is a predicted model, not a curated record. Gene Ontology annotation, cellular component: extracellular region. Lineage: Eukaryota; Metazoa; Arthropoda; Insecta; Lepidoptera; Tortricidae. The coding region runs from base 40 to 330 and encodes 96 amino acids. The transcript has 3 exons.